Molecule: messenger RNA, 1792 nt
Organism: Protobothrops mucrosquamatus (brown spotted pit viper)
Lineage: Eukaryota; Metazoa; Chordata; Lepidosauria; Squamata; Viperidae
Gene: ABHD14A
Product: abhydrolase domain containing 14A
Exons: 5
Coding region: 22-837 (271 amino acids)
Cellular component (GO): cytoplasm
Source: RefSeq, a predicted model, not a curated record
CUGAAGGUUUAGAAGUAAAGGAUGGGCAAAGAAAAGAUGACUAUGACUUUGAUCCGCAACAGGCUGGCGCUGCUGGUCCUAGGAAUCCUUGUCACUUUUGUCCUCUACCUGUUGCUUCCUGCAAUCCAGCAUGAAAAAUUUACUGCUUCAAUAGACAUCCCUAAACCACGGGCCAUGGAGGAAGAGGCGAAGGGUACAGGUGCUGGGAAUGUCACCAUCAUGACAGGGACAGUUUUGCACUCUUCUGUUUUCUUCAGAGAAGCUGUGCUGGUACAAAAAGAUGUGGCUUCCUCCACUGAAAGGCUGGCAGUGAUCUUCUUGCAUGGCCAAUCCUUCACAUCCAAGACAUGGGAGACUCUAGGAACACUGGCUUUGCUUGCAGAGAACGGCUAUCGCGCUGUAGCUAUUGAUUUGCCUGGUUAUGGGAGCUCCCCACGUUCAACCUCCGCUGGGACUGCAAAAGGCCGCAUUUCCUUUCUGGAGCAAGUCUUCAAGGAGCUGGGCCUUCAGAAGCCCAUUUUGAUAAGCUCAUCUAUGAGUGGCCGAUAUUCCAUUCCAUUUCUCUUUUCUAGUGGAGAACGGUUGAAGGGCUUUGUGUCUAUUGCACCAGUGGGUACAAAAGAUUUUACAGCUCAACAAUAUCAACAGGUCGAGACACCAACAUUGGUAAUUUAUGGACAGCGUGAUACUGACCUGGGUGUACAGUCUCUGCAAAGUCUUCAGCAGAUUCCCAGAUCCAGAGUUGUCAUGUUGUUGGGUGCCGGCCAUGCCUGCUAUCUCGAUAAGCCUCAGGAGUUCCACAAAGCGCUGCUGAGCUUCCUCAAUGAAUUGAAAUGACUGUGGUGUUCCUUCUUAGUUGCUCUGCUGAAUCCCAUUUUCCUUUUCCCAGGGAAAAAGUGAAGACUGAAUGUCUGUUAUGUAAUCUGGAUGAUGUGCAUAUAAAUCUGGUUCUUCAUACUUCAAGGGCUACAGAGCUGUUUGACUGUCGAUGGAAGAAUUUAUCUCUACUUGUUUGUGGGGUUACUUCUUUUACAAGCGCUCAAGGUUAUAAUUGCCAGAAUCCUACAAACUGGCAGAAGUAUUGGAUCGAGGACAUACAGAGCAGGGUAGCAUUUUCAUAUGUUUGUGAAGAGACUGAAGAACUUGAUCUGCACAUCACUAUUCAAUUUUCAUUCCUUUUAAGAGCUGAUCUCUCCAGAGAAAGGUACAACGUCAACUCCAGUAUCUUAUUUCAGGAACCUGGGCCACAGAUAUUAUCUCAAGAUUAAUAUUUUUUUUCCAUUAACCACCCCCUACUACUUUUAGUGUGCAUAUUUCUGUUUUGAGGGUGUUUUCUCGUACUUUUUAUCUUAAUUCUACUGUCGUGAUUUGGAAGGUCUGCUUUACUUUUUUCAGCAGCAGAAGGAAACCAAAUUGACAUGCUUGUCCUUGCUGGGAGCAGGUAAUAUUUGAAAUUGCCCAAAAGAAAUUUGGGAAAUUUGAAGAAAAACUUUGGAAAAGAAAUGACACAAUUUUAAGUGUAUAUUUUCUUGUAACUUUAAUGACCACUGUAAUGCAUUGGUUGCCCAACUAUAACAUGUUGACUCUCUAUGAAUGAAGUAUUUAGUUAGAAUGUGUCAUCCAGACUCUCACCUGAGGCAGGAGAAUAUGGAAGACAUAAGGACAAUGAGUCAACUUUUCAAAGAAGCAUAGUCCACAUGUUAGGAGAGGGAUGAUUUGUCCUACUCAUUAGGUCAUACGUUAUCUAGGAUUUUGAGUAUUGCAAACGUUUAAUAAAUUGUUUAUACUGGUA